AUGAAGUGCCGGGUGUGCAUACUACUGCUGCUGCUCCUCGUAGGGGUGAGGAGGGGCAGAGCGAACGUGGUGGAGGAUGAUAUUUUCUACCAAAAGGGGGAGGUGGAAAAACUUACCUUCUCCCUUGACCACCGAGUGAGAGACAAGUCCAAAAAGGAAAGGGUGGAUUACACAAAUGGGGAAAAUGCCUAUGCGUAUGUAGACAAGGCAAUUGCAAAAGUGUUUACAUUAACCUCUGAAGCGGAGAUAAAAAAAUUUUUUUCUCUCAACAAAGAUGUGAAGACGUGUGAUUACUUAAUCGCUCAGGGGUCCCUCAAGAAGGACCUGCAAAAAAACAAAUGCUAUAGGAAAACCUUCUGUGGAGUUAUCCCCCACAGAGAGUACAUACCAGGGGGGGGGUCCUCGAACAAACGGGAGAGCGAUUUAAUACACUGCGCCUACAUGAAUGAUACACACAUUGUGAUUUACCAUGUGGGGAGGCCUCAUCUGCUCAAGCCAAACGUUGUUUACGAAGAACUAUUUUUCCAGGAGAGUGAAAAGGGAGUCAUCAGCUGUCACGCUAUGAACAUUAACCUGAGGUAUGUGGGCAUCCACACAAGUGGGAACAACACCUGCAUACAGGACUACCUGCAGGAGCACCUCAAAGAAUUGUGUAAUGAGAAAAAGGCCUGUGAAAUUGAUUUUAAAAAUGUGAAGAAGGGGAACAGCUGCAGUCUGGAAAACAACUUCCUCAUCCAUGUGAAUUACGAAUGCGUGGAUAGCUGUAAUCAAAAGGAGAACCAAACGUGUGACAUUUACAACGGGGAGGGCCGCAUGACUACAUGCAGGUACGGCUAUAACAUGCUGCCACGUAUUAACGAUUUUUGUGAAAAGAAUUACACCUGUAAUAGUCGCGUUUGCUCGGUUAACCAAUUUUGCGAUGAGGCAACAGAAUCGUGCGUUUGCAAAACGUCGCUGCUGCCGGUGGAGAAGACGCACUGUUUGUAUACCCACGUGUGUGACGCGAUCAAAUGCCCUGAGGACGCCACCUGCGUUGUUGAGAGAAAUUCGAAGAAGGCAGAGUGCAGGUGCGACGAAGGGAAGUACCUUCACAAAAAUGAGUGCUACAACAUGGAAGAAUUGGAGAGACUCAUAAAGGCAGAAACCACUCCUCAUGAGAAGCAAUAUAAAAAGGAUCUUUUCAUCCGUUCGGCUUUAAAGCCGGAACAUAUUUACAUGCACUGUGAAGAAGGCUACUCCAUCCAUGUGGUUAACGCAACUCUCUCUUGUUACCACAUCUCCUUUAAGGAGAACAAAAUUAAGUAUAUUACGGAUAGGUUGAGGGAGGCCUGCAACGGAAGGGGGAGGUGCGCCUUUGGCAACAGCGUAGACCAAGUGGUACCUCCCCUGGACUCGGCUAACAUGUGUGGCACGAAGGGAACCAUUUACCAGUACGAAUACGUGUGCGUGCGUGGGGGUCCCUCUCCACCGGUACCUGUGAUGGCACAACUGGGCAGAGACCCCCCCCCGAAGAGCCUCACCAAAGAGAAGGGAGCAAUUUUCAGGAGCAGAUUCCACAGCCAAAUAGAAUGCCCAGGUGGAACCAUAACGGUAAACAAGGCUUUCCUAAAAGCGGGAGACGGUUGUGAAGACCUAGAUUUAACCAAUUCAGUUAAGGAGUACUGCGACCAGCUUAGCUUUUGCGAUGUGGGAUUGACACACCACUUUGAUACGUAUUGUAAGAAUGACCAGUACCUGUUCGUUCACUACACUUGUGAGGACCUCUGCAAAACGUGUGGCCCUAAUUCGUCCUGCUACGGAAACAAGUACAAACAUAAGUGCCUGUGCAAUAGCCCCUUCGAGAGUAAAAAGAACCAUUCCAUUUGCGAAGCACGAGGUAGCUGCGAUGCACAGGUAUGCGGCAAGAAUCAAAUUUGCAAAAUGGUAGACGCUAAAGCAACAUGCACAUGUGCAGAUAAAUACCAAAAUGUGAAUGGGGUGUGUCUACCGGAAGAUAAGUGCGACCUUCUGUGCCCCUCAAACAAAUCGUGCCUGCUGGAAAAUGGGAAAAAAAUAUGCAAGUGCAUUAAUGGGUUGACUCUACAGAACGGCGAGUGCGUCUGCUCGGAUAGCAGCCAAAUUGAAGAAGGACACCUCUGUGUGCCCAAGAAUAAAUGUAAACGGAAGGAGUACCAACAGCUCUGCACCAAUGAGAAGGAACACUGUGUGUAUGAUGAGCAGACGGACAUUGUGCGGUGCGACUGCGUGGACCACUUCAAGCGGAACGAACGGGGAAUUUGCAUCCCAGUCGACUACUGCAAAAAUGUCACCUGCAAGGAAAAUGAGAUUUGCAAAGUUGUUAAUAAUACACCCACAUGUGAGUGUAAAGAAAAUUUAAAAAGAAAUAGUAACAAUGAAUGUGUAUUCAAUAACAUGUGUCUUGUUAAUAAAGGGAACUGCCCCAUUGAUUCGGAGUGCAUUUAUCACGAGAAAAAAAGGCAUCAGUGUUUGUGCCAUAAGAAGGGCCUCGUCGCCAUUAAUGGCAAGUGCGUCAUGCAGGACAUGUGCAGGAGCGAUCAGAACAAAUGCUCCGAAAAUUCCAUUUGUGUAAAUCAAGUGAAUAAAGAACCGCUGUGCAUAUGUUUGUUUAAUUAUGUGAAGAGUCGGUCGGGCGACUCGCCCGAGGGUGGACAGACGUGCGUGGUGGACAAUCCCUGCCUCGCGCACAACGGGGGCUGCUCGCCAAACGAGGUUUGCACGUUCAAAAAUGGAAAGGUAAGUUGCGCCUGCGGGGAGAACUACCGCCCCAGGGGGAAGGACAGCCCAACGGGACAAGCGGUCAAACGGGGGGAAGCGACCAAACGGGGUGACGCGGGUCAGCCCGGGCAGGCGCACUCAGCAAAUGAGAACGCGUGCCUGCCCAAGACGUCCGAGGCGGACCAAACCUUCACCUUCCAGUACAACGACGACGCGGCCAUCAUUCUCGGGUCCUGCGGAAUUAUACAGUUUGUGCAAAAGAGCGAUCAGGUCAUUUGGAAAAUUAACAGCAACAAUCACUUUUACAUUUUUAAUUAUGACUAUCCAUCUGAGGGUCAGCUGUCGGCACAAGUCGUGAACAAGCAGGAGAGCAGCAUUUUGUACUUAAAGAAAACCCACGCGGGGAAAGUCUUUUACGCCGACUUUGAGUUGGGUCAUCAGGGAUGCUCCUACGGAAACAUGUUUCUCUACGCCCACCGGGAGGAGGCUUAG
Molecule: messenger RNA, 3228 nt
Organism: Plasmodium vivax (malaria parasite P. vivax)
Lineage: Eukaryota; Apicomplexa; Aconoidasida; Haemosporida; Plasmodiidae
Exons: 1
Coding region: 1-3228 (1075 amino acids)
Source: RefSeq, a predicted model, not a curated record